UAACACGCCAAGGUCCCACCAAUGGGUGUUAGUGCGAUCCCAAUGUGACUUGGCAGAGUCGGGAGAAGAACGGAGCUCGAGUCCCGGGGGAACUUUGGUUGAAUGCGCUCUGUUUCCCGGCUUUCGUCGGCAUUGUUCUCGCGGUGUGGAUAGCCGAGCCGUUCAACAGUUCCCGGUGCGUAAUUACGCACGGAGUUGAAGGCGCGGCGUUGUUGGCUGAGGAAAGCCGCGGACAAAGGGAGACAGGCUUGGACUACAACUGAUUGGAGAAGAGAGGAGUCCUGCUGGAAGAAAAACGGGGAGUCGGAAGUGAUUUUUCCCUCCACCGAAAAAUAUUUAGCGGCGAGUUCUGCUGAAAAAAAAAAAGAGUUCGAGGACUGAGGUUGGGCAAUCGACGUUUUUUUUUUUCGGUGGAAAGGCUUUCGGCAUUCCGCUCUCAUUUUGGGAUCCUCCUAGCAUGGGGGAGCAGCCCAUCUUCAGCGCCCGAGCUCACGUUUUCCAGAUCGACCCGGCUACCAAACGCAACUGGCUGCCGGCCAGCAAGCAUGCUGUCACUGUGUCCUUCUUCUAUGACGCCACCCGUAAUGUCUACCGCAUCAUCAGUGUGGGCGGAACUAAAGCUAUCAUUAAUAGCACCAUCACCCCGAACAUGACGUUCACCAAAACUUCCCAGAAGUUUGGCCAGUGGGCUGACAGCCGUGCCAACACAGUUUAUGGCCUUGGGUUCUCCACAGAGCAACAACUGCAGCAGUUUGCAGAACAAUUUAAGGAGGUGAAGGAGGCAGCCCGGCUGGCCAGAGAGAAAUCCCAGGAGCGGUACGAACUGGCCAAUCCUGCCCUCAACAUCGCUGCCCCACAGGAGCUGUCGGAGGACCGUCAUUCUCCACCACUGCUAACAGUUAACGGUCCAGGAGAGGAAAAGCUGUUUCGCAGUAAAAGUGCAGAAGUGGAGCUUACAGUGGAGAAGGAAAGGGUCAAGAAGAUGUUAUCUGAAGGGUCUGUGUGUGAAAUCAACCUAGAGGCAGAGCUCUUCACCUUACAGGACAGUAACGCCAAGCUGGUGGCAGCACUACAGGAAGCCAACGGCAGCGUGGAGCAAUGGAAGCAGCAGUUGGCUGAAUACCAGGAGGAGACUGAUCGCCUUAGAGAGCAGGUGGCAGAGUUGGAGGCGCAGCUUGGCCAUCCUGCUGCUGCUGCUCACACUGAUAAAGAGGAGCUUAGCCGCUCACUGGAGGAGCUGGAAGCCCUGCUUAGUGCCAAAGACCAGGAGAUCCACAGUCUACAGAGCAAGAAAACUGAUGUGGGUGAGUUGGAGAGGGAGAGAGAAGAGGCCAUACAGAGACUCCAAGACCUUGAGAGACGAAACACGGAGCUGGAAUGUCAAAUUGACAGCACUGAAAAGACGCUGGCCUCCAGCAGAGAGGAACAGGAGAAGGCAGAAGUGGAGGUCCGGCAUUUCCUCGAGGCCCUCGAUGUCAAAAUUUGCGAUCUGAAUGACUUGAGACAAAGUCUGGCAAACCUUGUCGAUAAGUAGUCCCAACUGCAGGCGGGGGUGGAUCUCCACAGUCAAGGCACAUUUUCUCUACUCUGAUCUCGUUUGGAUUUUACAGACACCACAGUUUAGAUCUUUGUGAGUACGAGAAAGACGAAAACCUCUCAUUGGUGCAUUACGCAAAAUAAAGUAUCUGUCCUGAAUAUUACAACA
Molecule: messenger RNA, 1705 nt
Organism: Syngnathoides biaculeatus (alligator pipefish)
Lineage: Eukaryota; Metazoa; Chordata; Actinopteri; Syngnathiformes; Syngnathidae
Gene: homer3b
Product: homer scaffold protein 3b
Exons: 9
Coding region: 458-1534 (358 amino acids)
Biological process (GO): G protein-coupled glutamate receptor signaling pathway; regulation of store-operated calcium entry
Cellular component (GO): cytoplasm; plasma membrane; dendrite
Molecular function (GO): G protein-coupled glutamate receptor binding
Source: RefSeq, a predicted model, not a curated record